This is a messenger RNA of Cryptosporidium ubiquitum, 1029 nucleotides long. RefSeq lists its product as uncharacterized. NCBI's taxonomy places the organism in Eukaryota, Apicomplexa, Conoidasida, Eucoccidiorida, Cryptosporidiidae. The record is from RefSeq and is a predicted model, not a curated record. The transcript is spliced from 2 exons. Bases 1 to 1029 code for a protein of 342 amino acids.
AUGUUAAAUACAAAUUCAAAUAAUUGUUUGUGUUUAGCAUGGUUUCAUUACUUUUUUUUGGUUUAUGUGUUUUCAAUAGUUAUAGGAAUUCAAGCGAUAGAUUUAAAUGAUGAGAAACAAAUUUUAUUAAAAGAACUUGGGAAUCCUCUAAGAAUGAAAGCAUUCGGAGAAAUUAGAUUGCCUAGUCUAAGAAAUAUUAAUUAUAAUAGGGAAACAAAAAAUAACUAUUCUGUUGAAAUAAGCAAUUUAGAUAAUAAUAUAUUUCAAAUAUCCUACUACUUGAAGAUACAUAAUAAAGAUGCAAAAAUCUCAUCAUGUGGUUUCAAAUACAGAUUUAAUAAUACAGUUUUCCCAAUACUUGUUAAAAGGGGAGAGUUAUUAGGAACUUUAGUUUGUGAAGACAAACUAAUUUCAGGUAAAUUAUCUCAAGAGCUACCAAUACUAUCAUAUUGCUAUGGACAGGUCCAGCUUGUCUAUCCAUUUCUACCACUUCCAAUUAUUUUUUUGAGAGAAGAAGAUAUUUUUUUGGCUCAAUUAUGUGCGAGAAAGUUUCCAGAUUUUAAUGGAAUCCCAUAUAAGUUUCCAAUAAUUCCAUUAAAUCAAAGCAUGUCAUUUAAUAACACAUUAUUUGAAGUAAAUCACUUAAGGUUAGAGAAUAAACACUCAAAGAUGAUAUAUAGAGUAAAAAAGCAAUCUAAAAUAAUUGAAUGUGUUUUGAAUCGAUUAUUUCAUGGAAAAAGUUUUCAAGUAGUGGAAUUUUCUAUUAUUGGUGUUAUAGUUUGCAAAAUGAAGAGUAAAGACCAGAAGAUACAAAUAGUUAGAGAAGUUAUUAGAGCACUUUGCAAUGGUAUUUCAAGUUUCCAAUCCAGUAAUCCUGACUCUAUUUAUGGUUCCUUCAAAGUGAGUCAAAAAACACCAUUUAAUUUAAUAGAAUGUCUUUCAAUUCCUGAGAAUCAAUUAGAAAAGAGAUUGGCAAAUCCAGAUCAAGCUAUUAAGGAUACUUUGAUUGAAGCAUAUGAAGAUUGUUAA